GUGUACGCGAAGCUUUUAGAAACAACACUAACAGGUGUUUUUUCUUUUUUUUUAGGUUUUUUUUCGUUGUAAAAGCUAAGAUUUACCGCCGAUUGUGUUUUUUUUCAUUUCGGUAGGUGUUAUAUAGGUUAAUGGUUCAUGUAAUAACCUGUUAUAAAUGAUAUUAAUGAGUUUUUUUCUUUUUUUAGGUUCUUUCACGUUGUUAAAGCCAAACUUUAAAGCUGAUCUCAUUUUUAAGGUACCUUUGUUACCUUUCACUUCGGUUUUUUUCACGUUGUUAAAGCCAAACUUUAAAACUGAUCCCAUUUCUAAGGUACCUUUGUUACCUUUCACUUCGGUUUUUUUCACGUUGUUAAAGCCAAACUUUAAAACUGAUCCCAUUUCUAAGGUACCUUUGUUACCUUUCACUUCGAUUCAUACGGAUGUAAUUCACCCGACAAUGAUGAUACAGCAAGUGUAACAAGUACGACUAGUGAACAUGAAAAAUGCACAUGGAAACUCUGAUGUC
Molecule: messenger RNA, 508 nt
Organism: Rhizophagus irregularis DAOM 181602=DAOM 197198
Lineage: Eukaryota; Fungi; Glomeromycota; Glomeromycetes; Glomerales; Glomeraceae
Source: RefSeq, a predicted model, not a curated record